Acanthosepion pharaonis is the source of this 1308-nucleotide messenger RNA. The record is from the annotation of a GenBank genome assembly. NCBI's taxonomy places the organism in Eukaryota, Metazoa, Mollusca, Cephalopoda, Sepiida, Sepiidae.
AUGUCUACUGUCACAUGUGGUCUCGUUUUCUAUCUCGUUUUUAUGUCUACUGUCUACACAUCUGGUCUCGUUUUCUAUCUGUAUAUGUCUACUGUCUACACAUCUGGUCUCGUUUUCUAUCUGUAUAUGUCUACUGUCUACACAUCUGGUCUCGUUUUCUAUCUGUAUAUGUCUACUGUCUACACAUCUGGUCUCGUUUUCUAUCUGUAUAUGUCUACUGUCUACACAUCUGGUCUCGUUUUCUAUCUGUAUAUGUCUACUGUCUAUACUUCUGGUCUCGUUUUCUAUCUGUAUAUGUCUACUGUCUAUACUUCUGGUCUCGUUUUCUAUCUGUAUAUGUCUACUGUCUACACAUCUGGUCUCGUUUUCUAUCUGUAUAUGUCUACUGUCUACACAUCUGGUCUCGUUUUCUAUCUGUAUAUGUCUACUGUCUACACAUCUGGUCUCGUUUUCUAUCUGUAUAUGUCUACUGUCUACAUCUGGUCUCGUUUUCAUCUGUAUAUGUCUACUGUCUUUCUGGUCUCGUUUUCAUCUGUAUAUGUCUACUGUCUAUCUUCUGGUCUCGUUUUCUAUCUAUCUAUAUCGUUUUCUAUCUAUAUGUCUCUACACAUCUGGUCUCGUUUUCUAUCUGUAUAUGUCUACUGUCUAAUACAUCUGGUCUCGUUUUCUAUCUGUAUAUGUCUACUGUCUACACAUCUGGUCUCGUUUUCUAUCUGUAUAUGUCUACUGUCUACACAUCUGGUCUCGUUUUAUCUGUAUAUGUCUACUGUCUACACAUCUGGUCUCGUUUCUAUCUGUAUAUGUCUACUGUCUAUACUUCUGGUCUCGUUUUCUAUCUGUAUGUCUCUCACAUCUGGUCUCGUUUUUCUAUCUGUAUAUUCUGGUCUCUGUUUUCUUUUUUAUCUAUAUAUGUCUACUGUGUCUAUACUUCUGGUCUCGUUUUCUAUCUGUAUAUGUCUACUCAUUGUUGAUUUCUCUGUCCACACUGGUUCUAUCUAUCUAUCUAUCUAUCUAUCUAUCUAUCUAUCUAUCUAUCUAUCUAUCUAUCUAUCUCAAUCUGUUCCUAUCUAUCUAUCUAUCUAUCUAUCUAUCUAUCUAUCUAUCUAUCUAUCUAUCUAUCUAUCUCAAUCUGUUCCUAUCUAUCUAUCUAUUUUAAUCAGUUCUUAUCUAUCUAUCUAUCUAUCUAUCUAUCUAUCUAUCUAUCUGAAUACAAAAUGCAUUAUAUAUAUAUAUAUGCAAUCUAUCUAUCUAUCUAUCUAUCUAUCUAUCUAUCUAUCUAUCUAUCUAUCUAUCUAUCAGUAUCGAUAA